Aspergillus nomiae NRRL 13137 is the source of this 1188-nucleotide messenger RNA. RefSeq lists its product as uncharacterized. Gene Ontology annotation, molecular function: GTP binding. The coding region runs from base 1 to 1188 and encodes 395 amino acids. Lineage: Eukaryota; Fungi; Ascomycota; Eurotiomycetes; Eurotiales; Aspergillaceae. The record is from RefSeq and is a predicted model, not a curated record. The transcript has 3 exons.
AUGCACUCGGAGUCAGAAUCCGGCUACGAGUCCCAGGUCUCGCUGGACGAGCCCAUCACUCCCAUGUUUAAAAAAGACCAUCAUGAUGUACAGCUGCCGGAUAUCACACCAGACGACCGCGUCAUUGCCGUCAUGGGGAUAACAGGUGUCGGGAAAAGCACCUUCAUCUCGCAUUUUAACGAAGACGCCCUUGUAGGCGAUAGCCUGCUCUCCUGCACAACCGAAGUCGGCAUCCACCAAGCCCAAAUAGACAACCAACGGAUCUUCCUGAUCGACACUCCAGGGUUCGACGACACCACGCGGUCCGACACGGACGUGCUGGUCGAGAUCGCCGACUGGCUGCGCUUCUCCUACAACGAGAACAUCAAGCUCGCGGGGAUCAUCUACCUGCACCGCAUCAAGGACGUGCGCAUGGGCGGCGCCUCCAUCCGCAACCUGAUGAUGUUCAAGAAGCUCUGCGGCGAGAAAUGUCUCAGUGGGGUCGUGCUGGCCACGACGAUGUGGAGCAGCCCGCCGUCCGAGAAGGAGGUCCGGCGCGAGAGCCAGCUGCAAUCGGAGCGCAAGUUCUGGGGCGAGAUGAUCGGGCACGGGAGCCGGGUGUUUCGGCAGGAUGAUGGGAUUGCGUCUGCCACGGAGAUUAUCCGGUAUAUCCUGAGCCGGCCGCAGAAUGUGACGCUGCGGAUUCAGGAGGAGAUGGCCAGUGGGAAGUCACUGGGCGAGACGGCCGCAGGGAAGGAGGUGCAGGCGGAGGUGGAGCGGUUGCGGGCUAGGUAUGAGAGACAGCUCAAUGAGCUGCGCAAGGAGAUGCGUGAGGCCGAGCGCAGACAGGAUCUAAAUCAUAAGAAGGAGAUCGAGGCCGUGCGGGCCGAGCUCGAGGAGGAGUUGAAGAGCAGUAAGCAACAGCAAAGCCUACUACGCAUGGACAUCGACGAGCUGCAGAGGGAGCGAGACGCAAUGCACCAGCAGGAGAUGGCGCACCGAGAAGCCAUCGAUCAGCUACGCAGACAACGCGACGCCGAGCGAGAGGAAAUGUACGAAAAGGAAAUGGCGCACAAGGAAGCCCUGCACCAGCGAGACGCCGAUCUGCGGGUGCUGCGAGCCAGAGACGAGUAUGAAGCACGGUUAUUGGAGCUGGAAACGCAAAUGGCGCGAGAGAAAAACCGCCGAGGUGGAUGUGUGAUGAUGUAG